AUGGAGAAGUACUCCCAGUAUCGCGACAGAGGCUCUGGCAUCGCACCUUUCUUCCCAAUCCCGGCAGCGUCCUCCGGCAUCAACCUCCCCCUCCACCUCUUCCUCUUCAGCGUCCGCAUCUUCUUCCUGAUCCCCGCCUUCAUCUUCUACUUCGCCUUCCUCUCCUGGCUGCCACUCAAUGCCCUGGUCAAGAAAGGCGCGCUAUGGAUUCUGCUGGGCAUACCCGGCAUCUGGUGGGUAGACCUGCAAAUCGACGGCGUCCGGCGCGGUAGCCUGGGGAAGAGCGGCACCAGCAGACGGCUGCCGCAUCCCGGCACCAUCAUCGCGAGCUCCUUCACCAGCCCCAUUGACAGCCUCUACCUCGCCGCAAUCUUCGAUCCCAUCUUCACCGCCUCGUACCCCAACACCCGCUUCGUGCAGCGCAUCACUCUCUUCCAGGCGAUGGUGCGCGCGCUACUCCCACCAGAGCCGACACCGCCUCGCGGCGCGAAACUGACCUCGCUCUCCGCGCUCGUUGCUGAAAAUCCGGGCGCUACGAUCGCUAUCUUCCCGGAAUGCACCACUACCAAUGGCCGCGGUAUCCUGCCCUUCAGUCCCGCGCUGCUGAGCGUGUCGCCCAAGACCAAAAUAUUCCCCGUAAGCCUGCGAUAUACGCCCGCGGACAUUACGACGCCGGUUCCAGGGACAUACCUGCAGUUCGUGUGGAACCUGUGCAGUCGGCCCACGCACUGUAUACGUGUCAGAAUCGCCGAGGCGGUCUACAAUACAUCCAAGACGAAGAGCCAGUUCAGCGUUGGCGCAGGUAGUGGCGCAGAUCAGCCGGCGGUGAAAGCGAGGAAGAAUUCAUAUCAGUCGAAUUUCUUCGAUGAGUUGCAUAUAGGGGAGAAGGUCAGCAGCUCGGACACGCUGGGAGGCGAGAGCGAAAGCGACGAGGGGCUUGGGGCAGAGGAGAAGAGGGUGCUGGAGCGCAUUGGAGAAGACUUGGCGAGACUGGGAAGAGUCAAGCGAGUGGGAUUAGGUGUCAAGGACAAGCAAGAGUUCAUAAAUGAUUGGACGCGGAAGAGACGGUAG
This is a messenger RNA of Coniosporium apollinis CBS 100218, 1071 nucleotides long. RefSeq lists its product as uncharacterized. Gene Ontology annotation, molecular function: acyltransferase activity. The transcript has 2 exons. Lineage: Eukaryota; Fungi; Ascomycota; Dothideomycetes. The coding region runs from base 1 to 1071 and encodes 356 amino acids. The record is from RefSeq and is a predicted model, not a curated record.